Molecule: messenger RNA, 2201 nt
Organism: Nicotiana attenuata
Lineage: Eukaryota; Viridiplantae; Streptophyta; Magnoliopsida; Solanales; Solanaceae
Product: auxin transporter-like protein 2
Exons: 9
Coding region: 590-2005 (471 amino acids)
Cellular component (GO): plasma membrane
Source: RefSeq, a predicted model, not a curated record
UAGAUGCUACUCCUAUAACAUAGAACUGCACUGUGAGAGAAAUGACAUAACAAGGAAAGAGGGAAAUUUAAGGGGGAAGAUAUGAGAUAUCCUAGUCCUAUCCUUUUCUGAGACUAAUUUAUGGUCUCCUUGAUAGAAAACACUGUACAGCAGAAAAAAGCAUUCACUCUUUUACUGCAAAAAGCAAGCAGCCUAAUUCUCUCACUGUAUAUAACACUGCUCAGACAGUGGUCCGGUCCUUUCAUUUCUCUCUGAUCUCUUUUAGUCACUGUUUAGUGUACGAAAGAAGCAAGCAUUCUCUGUGGGCAGUUGUAGUUUUCAAAGCUUGAGUCUCUUCUCCUCUUCUUGUCUUGGUCUUUUCACGGCUAGGUUUAUAGGCCUAAUAACAUUUAUUAUUAGUGAAGCUUCUUUUAGUUAGUUGGUAUAAUUGCUUUAAGUGGAAAUGAAAUGGCAAUUUAAUAUUUUGGCGAAUUCCUCGGGAAACAACUCUUUGGCAUAAUUUGUAACUGCUUUUUACUGCAAGCGGCAGUUGAUAUAAUUGGAGUGUGGCAUUUUCUUGCUGGGGAUAAAAAAGAUCAUCAUCAAGAAAAUGGUGCCUGAGAAACAAGCAGAAGAGGCCAUAGUCUCUGCAGUCCAAAAUGAAACAGAGGCAGAUGAUAGACAAGAAGAAAUGGCUAUUAAUUCAAAUUUGAGCUUCAAAAGCUUUCUUUGGCAUGGUGGUUCAGUUUAUGAUGCCUGGUUUAGCUGUGCAUCAAAUCAGGUAGCACAAGUUCUUUUGACUUUACCAUACUCAUUUUCUCAAAUGGGAAUGCUUUCAGGAAUUCUACUGCAGAUAUUUUAUGGUAUAAUGGGAAGCUGGACAGCUUACCUCAUAAGUGUCCUAUAUGUUGAGUACAGAAGCAGAAAAGAGAAAGAGAAUGUUAGCUUCAAGAACCAUGUCAUCCAGUGGUUUGAAGUGUUGGAUGGCUUAUUGGGACCCAAGUGGAAAGCUAUUGGUUUGGCCUUCAAUUGUACUUUCCUUCUAUUUGGUUCGGUCAUACAGCUCAUUGCUUGUGCAAGUAACAUUUAUUAUAUAAACGACCAUUUGGACAAAAGGACAUGGACAUACAUAUUUGGGGCAUGCUGUGCGACUACUGUGUUUAUUCCAUCAUUUCACAACUAUAGAAUAUGGUCAUUUCUUGGACUGGGGAUGACUACUUAUACAGCUUGGUAUUUGACAAUUGCAGCGUUUGUUCAUGGGCAGGUUGAAGGAGUUAUUCACAGUGGCCCAACCAAAAUGGUGCUUUAUUUUACGGGUGCCACUAACAUACUCUACACUUUCGGCGGACAUGCCGUCACCGUGGAAAUCAUGCAUGCAAUGUGGAAGCCUAAAAAAUUCAAGUACAUAUAUCUGUAUGCUACACUUUAUGUCUUCACAUUAACACUCCCAUCAGCAGCAGCUGUCUAUUGGGCCUUCGGUGACCAGCUUCUUGACCAUGCCAAUGCCUUCUCUUUACUCCCUCGAAACGGUUUUCGCGACACAGCUGUCAUUCUAAUGCUAAUCCACCAGUUUAUUACGUUUGGAUUUGCUUGCACUCCUCUGUACUUUGUUUGGGAAAAAGUAGUGGGCAUGCACGACACGAAGAGCAUAUGUUUGAGGGCAUUGGCUAGGUUACCAAUCGUGAUACCGAUAUGGUUUUUGGCCAUCAUAUUUCCAUUCUUUGGGCCUAUUAACUCGGCUGUGGGGGCAUUAUUAGUUAGCUUCACCGUGUACAUCAUUCCUGCUGCUGCUCAUAUGCUCACUUACAGGAAGGCUUCUGCUCGACAGAAUGCAGCUGAAAAACCUCCCUUCUUCCUUCCAAGCUGGACAGCGGUAUAUGCAGUGAAUGGGUUUGUGGUGGCAUGGGUUUUUGUUGUUGGAUUUGGAUUUGGAGGAUGGGCAAGCAUGACCAAUUUCAUUAAGCAAGUUGAUACUUUUGGCUUGUUUGCUAAGUGUUAUCAGUGCCAUCCCCCUGACCGAAAGUAGAUUCAAUUUCGUUAUUUUUUUUUUUUUCCGAAGUUGUAGAAGCAAUCAUAGUAGCUUCCUAAUAUCUGUCAUGCUUUUGAUAACUUUCUUCUGUUCAGUGUUUGUCAUAUAUAAAUAUAGUCUGGAGAUUAUGUCUUUUUUCUGGUGAAAGAAAGUCCAUUGCAGAUAUGAAAUAGAACUACUCAGUUAUUUUGCA